Xylona heveae TC161 is the source of this 547-nucleotide messenger RNA. RefSeq lists its product as hypothetical. The record is from RefSeq and is a predicted model, not a curated record. The coding region runs from base 218 to 436 and encodes 72 amino acids. The transcript has a single exon. Lineage: Eukaryota; Fungi; Ascomycota; Xylonomycetes; Xylonales; Xylonaceae.
UUUUUUUUUGUUUUUUUUUGUUUUUUUUUUGGGAGGGGAGGGGAGUUCUUUACUUUCCCCCCCUGUUUUCUGUUAUUUUUCAUCUUAUAUCAUUUUAUUUCUUUUACUUUUUGGGUUUAAUUUUGCAAUUGGAAUUCUCUUGGGCCUGAAAUUGAAAAUUUCUUGGACGUGAAAAAGCAUGAUGCGAAAUGAAUACCAAAAAAAAAUUGGAAGAAGAAUGGCUCCUUUUUUUGUCCUUCCCCUUUCUAUUAUCGCUGCACUUAUUGCCGCAGUGCCGCGCUAUCAAGCUUUUAUUAUAUAUGCUAGCUGUAAUGUCUAUUACAUGUAUCAUGUACGUUGUACGUUUAUUAUGUCAUGUCCCGUAUCACAUGUCCGUUGUCCGUUGUCCGUGUCUGUCAUCAUGUCAUGUCAUGUCAUGUCAAGUAUCUAUCUCUGAUUCUCUGAAUAUUCGAAUGCCCUUGAUGUCUUGCACCGAUAAUGUUAUCUUUUUUUCCCCCAAAAACUUUUGAUAUAGUGAAGGUGUACUACCUCGUACGGGUCAUACUGU